AUGAAGCAGCUCAUCUCCCACCUUCUGGGCUUUUGCUGUCUCGUCUGCUUCACGGUGACUCAAUGUUUCACCAGCGAUGUUGACAAGUGUCGGAAUUUGUCUACUUGUCCUCCUUUUGCAACCUGUGAAAACAUCCCCGGAGGCUACCAGUGCACCUGCAAUCAGGGGUUUGCAUCUAGUUCUGGGGAGGAACACUUCACUGAUCCUGCAGUAAAGUGUGUUGUUGACCGAUGUCAGGAUUCAUCUACUUGCCCUGCUUUUGCAAAAUGUGAAAAUGUUCCUGGGGGCUACCACUGCACCUGUAAACGCGGGUUUGCAUCUAGUUCUGGGGAGCAAAACUUCACUGAUCCAACAGUGAAGUGCGUCGUUGACAACUGUCGGAAUUUGUCUACUUGUCCUGCUUUUGCAACGUGUGAAAACGUCCCUGGAGGCUACCACUGCACCUGCAAUCAGGGGUUUGCAUCUAGUUCUUGGAAGAAAUACUUCACUGAUGCAACAGUGAAAUGCGUCGUCGACCGAUGUCAGGAUUCAUCUACUUGUCCUGCUUUUGCAAAAUGUGAAAAUGUUCCUGGGGGCUUCCACUGCACCUGCAAACGUGGGUUUGCAUCUACUUCUGGGGAGCAAAACUUCACUGAUCCAACAGUGAAGUGCGUUGUCGACCGAUGUCAGGAUUCAUCUACUUGUCCUGCUUUUGCAAAAUGUGAAAAUGUUCCUGGGGGCUUCCACUGCACCUGCAAACGUGGGUUUGCAUCUACUUCUGGGGAGCAAAACUUCACUGAUCCAACAGUGAAGUGCGUUGUCGACAGAUGUCAGAAUUUAUCUACUUGUCCUGCUUCUGCAACCUGUGAAAAUGUUCCUGGGGGCUACCACUGCACCUGCAAACGCGGGUUUGCAUCUAGUUCUGGGGAGCAAACCUUCACUGAUCCAACAGUGAAGUGCGUUGUUGACAGGUGUCAGAAUUUGUCUACUUGUCCUGCUUUUGCAAUGUGUGAAAACGUCCCUGGAGGCUACCGCUGCACCUGCAAUCAGGGGUUUACAUCUAGUUCUGGGGAGGAACACUUCACUGAUGCAACAGUGAAAUGUGUCAAAAACCUCUUCCGCUGCCAGCCCAGGAUUCUGCAAGGAGAUGAUUUCAAAAGCCAGUGCGGCAACAUGACCCAGCAUGGAAACCAGAAAAGCAAUAGAUUUUGCACCAUCCUGAAUGAGACCUCAAAGACCUUGGAAUCUGCAUGUGGCAAUGGAAACCAAUCAGAAUCCCUGAAGGAAGUCUUCACUUCUCUCGAUUCGCUUUUCAAUGCCACUGCCCAGCAGUCUACUUGGAGCAAGGAGGAGGUUGCAUGGGCAGCCACCGCCUUUCUGCAGCGUGCAGAAUUGGCUGCCUUGGAAGCUGCUUGGAACAGUUCCGAGAAUGAGCCGCAGACGAUCACAGCCGAGACGAUGACCAUCGUGGCCCAGCGGGUUACGGAUAACUGCAGUCGGGCAGGGAAGAUGAUCGAACUGAACGCUGAAAACGAGAUGAUGAGCAUUGACUGCACGACAGUGGUUGGUGCCAGUGAACCAGGCUCUGGAGUCGUUGCCUUCAUAUCGUAUGCCACUCUCGAGUCCAUCCUGAACAAUAACUUUAUUGACCAGCAAAACCUGAGAGGGAAUGACAAACUGGAUAGCACUACGCUGAAUUCGAAGGUAGUGAGUGGGACCAUUGGGAAACCUGGUCCCCUCUCCAAACCUUUCUACUUCACCCUGGAGCAUAAACAGAGAAAGGAAAUGGAAGACAAGAUUAUCUGUGUUUUCUGGAACUUCACUGGCACCUGGUCUACUGAAGGCUGCAGACUUCUCCAUGCAAACAGCACUCACACCACCUGCACCUGUAAUCACCUGUCCAGCUUUGCCAUCCUGAUGGCUUCACAUGCGAGCAAGGAGAGUUACCCACUGACCAUCAUCACCUAUGUGGGACUGACCCUCUCCCUGCUGUGCCUCUUCCUUGCCAUCCUCACCUUCCUCCUGUGCCGCUCCAUCCGCAACGUCAGCACCUCCCUCCACCUGCAGCUCUGUCUCUGCCUCUUCCUGGCCGACCUGCUCUUCCUCACCGCAGUGAAGAGCGUCACCAAUGAGGUGGCGUGUGCUGUCAUUGCUGGCCUCCUACACUACCUCUUCCUGGCGUGCUUCAGCUGGAUGUUUCUGGAGGGGCUGCACCUCUUCCUCACCGUCAGGAACCUGAAGGUCGUGAAUUACACCAGCGCCGGCCAGUUCAAGAAGAGAUUCAUGUACCCGUUCGGCUACGGAUUCCCAGCCCUGGUGGUGGCUAUUUCUGCAGCGGUGAAUCACAAAGGCUACGGAACUUCUGAACACUGCUGGCUCACAAUAGAGGGAGGCUUCAUCUGGAGUUUCCUUGGACCAGUCUGCCUUAUUAUUGUGAUGAAUUUAACAUUUUUUAUCACAACCCUCUGGAUCCUGAGAGACAAAAUCUCCUCCCUCAAUGCAGAUGUCUCCACCCUCAAAAACACAAGGUUACUGACAUUUAAAGCCAUCGCCCAGCUGUUCAUCCUGGGCUGCACUUGGAGUCUUGGUCUGUUGCAAACAAAAGCGGCAGCCAUGGUCAUGGCAUAUUUAUUCACCAUUAUCAACAGCCUGCAGGGAGCCUUCAUCUUCCUGGUGCACUGUCUCCUCAAUCAGCAGGUGAGAGAAGAGUACAAGAGAUGGAUCAGAAGGAUUGAAAAAUCCAGAACCAAGUCUCAGACUUCCAGGCUAUCUAUGUCAGCUAUGCCCAUGACCACCGGAACUGAAUGUGAAAAGUCCUCCUGAAAAAGUGGAGACUACUACUGCAUGUGGGAGAAAAUAAAGCCCAGCUCCAUUCCCAGCACCAGAAGUUCCCUUUUUUACAAAGAAGUGGAAGCUGCUUAUCUCCAAU
Molecule: messenger RNA, 2908 nt
Organism: Mauremys mutica (yellowpond turtle)
Lineage: Eukaryota; Metazoa; Chordata; Testudines; Geoemydidae
Product: adhesion G protein-coupled receptor E1-like
Exons: 22
Coding region: 1-2802 (933 amino acids)
Biological process (GO): cell surface receptor signaling pathway; adenylate cyclase-activating G protein-coupled receptor signaling pathway
Cellular component (GO): membrane
Molecular function (GO): G protein-coupled receptor activity; calcium ion binding
Source: RefSeq, a predicted model, not a curated record